AUGAGUACUACUAUUCAACAAACUCAUAACUCAGAAACCAAAACCAUCUCAAACGGUUCACCACCACAAUCAUCAUCACAAUCACAAUCCCAAAAAAUCAAACGCAUUAGAGACACAAGCAAGCAUCCACUCUACCGCGGCGUCCGUAUGCGGAACUGGGGUAAAUGGGUGUCCGAAAUCCGCGAGCCCAAGAAAAAAUCCCGAAUAUGGCUCGGCACAUUCCCAACUCCAGAAAUGGCAGCUAGAGCUCACGACGUCGCUGCUCUCAGCAUCAAAGGAAAUGCUGCCAUUCUCAAUUUCCCCGAGUUAGCAAACUCACUCCCCAGGCCAGCUUCUGUCUCUCCCCGCGACGUUCAAGCCGCUGCUACCAAAGCCGCUCACAUGGAGUUUCCUUCUUCCGCAACGCCCUACGAAUUGAGUGAGAUAAUCGAACUUCCUACUCUCGGAAACAGUGGUGAUUUCGAGAAAGAGUUUGUGUUAAUUGAUUCUAUCGAUGCGUCCUGGAUGUUUCAGCCUCCUUGCUUGCAUACCAUGGAAGAUUUUCUUUGGAGUGAAGUUUACAGUAACUAUGGCUAG
Molecule: messenger RNA, 576 nt
Organism: Vicia faba (fava bean)
Lineage: Eukaryota; Viridiplantae; Streptophyta; Magnoliopsida; Fabales; Fabaceae
Source: the annotation of a GenBank genome assembly